This is a messenger RNA of Arxiozyma heterogenica, 7548 nucleotides long. RefSeq names its product Hob2p (gene HOB2). The record is from RefSeq and is a predicted model, not a curated record. Bases 1 to 7548 code for a protein of 2515 amino acids. NCBI's taxonomy places the organism in Eukaryota, Fungi, Ascomycota, Saccharomycetes, Saccharomycetales, Saccharomycetaceae. The transcript has a single exon.
AUGUUGUUAGAAAUCGUCUCUUGUAAAUUAUUUAUUUUUUUUAAAAUAAUACUACUGUUACUUAUAGCAUAUGUAUUAGUUCAAAUAUUUUUAAAAUGGCUGAUAUUUUUUUUAGUACGAUUUACAAAUAUCCCACUAGAUUCCUUCUCAUAUGGUUAUAUAUUUGGGUUGUCAAUCCGACGAAUAAGUUUAUCAUCAAAGUUGUUUAAGUUGCACAUUGGAAGAAUAUCUCUUUCUUUAGGUUGGUCUUCCACUAUAAUAUUUCACGAUGUUGAUCUUAUUUUAUUGCAAAAUAAGAAAACUCCCAUAGAUGGUAACAGUCACAGAAACAUUGGUUGGAAAUUAAAAAGAUUAUUUAGUCAGAAGAAUAGUGAUAAUGAAGAUUAUCUUUAUCAAAGGAAAAUUGUUUUCCAACUAAGUAAUAGAAAAUUAAAUUUUAUUAAGAGGAUUUUUGGGAUUACCAUUUUAUUCCGUAGAGUCAAUAUAAAUGUACAUGAUAAUAUAAAAAUUAACAUACACAUGACAUCGUUAUCAUUUGUGGAUGAAAAUGACAAGGAUAUUGGUGUAGAUAUUUUCCUUUAUUAUAUCACGGAUCUCAAUAAUGGUGGGAGCAUAAACCAUGUUGGUUUAAAUGUUAAAUGUCAUAGUGAAAGAGAGAAUAUAGUUCUUCGGAAACUGAAUCAUGAUAACAAUAAUAAUAAUGUUUUUUUGCUUUCCAAUUGGAAUUGUAGUUUUAAAUUGGGUGAUACAUCACUUUAUAUUCCAUUAGAUAGUUUUGAAAGCACAUCAAAAGAUGAAUUAGCAAAAACUAAAGAUAUCGAGAUUGAAGAUACAGGAUAUAAAAAGCACUUUUUGUCUUAUGAGACAGUUAAUAAUUUUAUUAAAUCUUUUGAUUUUUUACUUAGAUCUUUACAUUUCAUUGAUAUCAAAGUCGAAAAUUUAAAUUUGCGCUAUGGUCAUAAGUUUUCCAUUAAUAUUUCUAGUAUUCAGAUGUAUUUGGAAGCAAUAACAAUUCUCAAUAAUACAGUUUCAAGAUCAAUAUUACCAUCAGAAUGUUCACCGUGGGGUGCAUACGAAACCUCUAUUUCUACCAAUGCACUUGUUAUAAAGAUAGACGAAAUAUCUAUUCUGCAUGUACCUUUAAUUAAUUUAAUUUUCACCACUAAUAUACUAUUGCAUUUUAUUGAAAAUAUCCCUUUAUCAAAAACAAUUUUUUCCUGUCAUAUAAAUAUUAUUAAUCCAUCAUUAUUUGCCACUUUUAAACAAGUUAUUCUUUUUAUUGAGUUUUACAAAUAUGCAGCAAAAAAAAAAUCAUCCUAUCCGAAAGAUAAUUUAACAAAUAAGACUUAUAACCUGAUAGAUAAGAGUUUUAUUGAAAAUUUGUUAUCCUUAGAGUCAUGGCCGAUUCUUUCACUAGAACUAAACAUUUCUAAUUUUAAAUCUAUUCUCCAAUUGCCUAAAAAUAAAAAUGUAUCCUUUAAUGUGUCAGAUAUUCAGGGAUUAUAUGGACGGUCAAAUAAGCACUUUCAUCAAAAUAUACCAAAUAUUACGGUUUAUAAAAAUGAUGCAUCAUUUCCUACUAGUCCACAGACUUCACAAAAACUAGCCAACUGUAUUAAAGUAAUUGGUACAGAAUUAUUUUACAUGGAAUCACCAAAUAAUGAAGCAUCACUUGCAGUUCCGAUCUGCGGUUUUGAAAGAAUUGAUGCUUAUAUUCAUAGGUUAACUUCUAAGAAAUUAAGUGUUGAGUCUACACUAAGACAUUUAUAUAUAUCUUUAAACAAUUUAGCUGUAUUAGACACACUAAGUGACACAGUGGGGAAAUUAUAUAAAGUGGUAUUACAGGUACAAUCUGAAAGACCUAUCACUGUGAGUCAGAAAACAAAGCAAUCACUUCUAAGCACCCUCUUGAAGUCAUUUCAGUGGAAUUUGAGGAUCAGGUUUAAAGAUAUUACAUUUUCAAUGGUUUUAGCUAAAUAUCUUCCUAGAUUAUUAGAUUCAUUAGAGGUUAAUGGUUUUAAUUUGGCAGAUGUUCAUCGUGGUAUUAAACUUACAUUUCAAGAAAUUUUGCUGAAAGUUGAUGGAAAUGGUAAACAUUUGUUAGUUAAUGCUGCUACGUUAUACAGAAUAAUGGAUGAUGAAGAGCACAGAAGCGUUACUGACUCAAUUAUUAAUCUUUCUGAUUUUGGUAUUAAUAUUGAUAAUAGGAAUCAAAUAUAUUUCAAACUACCUACGAUGUUGAUAAAUUUUGAUGUUAACAUCAUUUGGUUGACAUAUUAUAUGUUUAAUAUCACAUCUAAUCAUUUACCAAGGAAGAAGGCAUCUCAAAAAAUGGCAAAGAAUAUGAAAAUAAUAAACUUUUUGCGAAGAGUAAAUGUCCAUAUUGGAGAGAUUAUUAUGCAUAUUACUCUUCCUCAAGAAACACCUCUUUUGUUAAUAAUUAAUUCAUUGGAAUAUGAAGGGAUUAAUAGCUUAUUAUGCAUUGAGUUGUUGUCUGUUCAAGUUGAAUCAGUUUAUUUUACAAAUUCUCUAGUCUAUGUUUCUUUAUUAGAAGUUGAUCAGAUAUUUGUUGAUAUUUCUGAUUUUAUUGAAAAUAAGUCAUUAGUUUUUAAAUCUAAAACAAUCAAUGUUCAUACAGAGUAUCAUUUCAAGAUCUAUUUAAUCACUGAUAAUAUUGUCACAUUGUAUAAAUCAUUUAAACAAAUUAGAUGUGCCUUUGCAGAUACGAGUAGAUAUGUAAGAGUAUUCCCAAAAGAGCAAAAGCCUAUUGCCCUACCUGAUAUCCAAGUGUUAUCAGAGAGGUUCUUAAUAGAAAUUGAGGAUGAUCCAUUUGAACAAGAGCUUGGUCUGAUUUUUAAAGUAGGUGUAUUAGCUCAAAGGGAAAGACUUCGUAAACUAGAAGAAUUUGAUAGCCAAGUCCAAUUGCGUAAUUCCCCAGAAAAUAUAUCACAAAAUAGUUUACUUUCUACUUUAGAUGAAGGUGGGCGCCUGAUAGGAAACACAAUAUUUGAAGUGACAGCUUAUAAUAAGUUAAUGGAACACUUUUCGACAUCAUGGAUUACAAGAUACAAAAAAGCUAAAUAUGUUUUUCAAGGUAUGCCAGGUAAAGUGCAGGUAUAUGAAAAACUAGGUUUAAAAUAUUUAUCUUAUUCGAAAGAACAAACACCAACUGUGGCCAAUUUGGUUAUAGAAAAUAUGCAUUUGCGGUUUGGUAUACCCUCUUUCCCCAUUAAUUUAUACAACGAUUUCCUAUAUGAGUAUGGUAAAGGGAUUCCAAAAGAUACUACUUAUACUCUGUUGAUUUUGAUGGGCAUUACUUUCAAGACUGACCUUUGGGAACUAAGAUUACGUGACUACCCAUUACCUGUUUUAUCUUUUCCAAACACGACUACUAAAGGUGAUGUUGCAUUUUCUGAACAAAUGCCAGAUGAUUUAGCUUUAUACACAGUUUUUGUUCCUUUCGUUAAAUCAACUUCUAGGGGUAAAUAUAGUGAGAACAAUACUAUAUAUGGAUCACAUGUUAUAAGGACAAUGAACUCUAUCAAAACAUUUGCCAAUUGCAGAACUACUAUAGGUGCAGAAAAGCCAGUAUGCAUAACGUGGGGUAAAUCUCUCCAACCAGGAUUUGAAUCUCUAAUGAUCUGGUUUGAUUAUCUUACUAAGCCGAAAAUGGAUCCGUCUCCAAAAUUAGGUUUUUGGGAUAAGUUUAGAUUUUUAUUUCAUGGGAGAUGGGUUUAUCAAUUUCUUGAUGAUACAGGUCUUCAUUUGAAUAUAAAAGGUGCGUAUAAUCCAUAUGAAAUUGCCGAUAGUGGUGCUGGUUUGACGUUUUGUUGGAGUGGUGAUACUGCAAUGGACAUUUAUGGUUCUUCUGACCCAAAAGAAUUUUUAAAAAUAAAUUCGAAAAGAUUUGAACUUGGGAUACGUGAUUUUACUGUGACAAACAAAUUUGAUAAGAUAUUAAUGAAAUUGAAUGGGGAUGUUGUGUGGAAAAUGGGACUACUUUUUGAGAAGGGAGAUUUUAAGAAUGCUGGUGAAACUCCGCGAGAGUUACCAGUGCGUCCACACCAUACUAUUCGGUUAGUUAAUCCCAAAUCAGUUAGUGAUAUAAAAGAUUAUGAUUCUUAUGCUGGCUUUAGAAGUUCUUUCAUCCAUAUGUCUUUUGGUGUUUAUUCUUCCCAGAUAGGUUCUUCGAACAGUAUAUACCUAGCUCCUCAAUCUGUUAGUCAUUUUCUAAGGUGGUGGAAACUUUUUAAUACAUAUACAUCAGGACCUAUCCGACAAGGACCACUUUUUACUGAGGCUCCUCAAAAUAAAACUAAGUUUGGUAGGUCAUUAUUUACAAUCAAGUAUCAAUUAAAACUAGAACCACUUACUGUUUCUUAUGUAUAUCAGCAUAUUUUAACAAAGUAUGUUACAAAACAUGAGUCUAGGAAGGAAUUUACAGGGAUUAAAGGUAGAUUUAAUUCACUAAAGAUUGAUCUUCAUCAAAGAAAAUUAAAGUUGACCCAUAAAAAUGCAAAGUUAAAUAAAACCAAGCCAGUUUGGAAAUUUCGGAUGUCAAGCGGUGAGAUUGAUUGCAUUGAACCUGAUAUGAGAGUGCUUUCUACUAUAUUUGAUAACACACUAAUAGAGAAAAUUCUAUCACCGUCUUUAAGAAAUAAUGAUUAUACAUUUAAUGAUAAGACUGAUGUAAAUCUUGAUGAAUUACGUGAAUCCGAAUGGUAUGACUAUGAUGAUUACGUAGAUCUGAACCAAAUAUUAUUGACAACGGCCAUUCCUAUUAAAUUGGAAGCAAUUCCCUUGUUAUAUUCUCCCAGAAUUUCGUAUUUUAGAAAUCUAAAUGAGAAAGGAAUAAUAGUGAAGUAUCCGUUUGGGGAUGAAGAUUCUCAUAAUUGUUUCAUUGGACGAAACCAUCCAGAAAGAACUCAGGGAAAGUUGGCACAUGAAAGAAAAUUGGAAAUAGAAACUGAACUUAGAGAUGUAGAGUUUAAAAUUGAUAAUUUAACAUACUCUAAUGAGGUUAUUGAAAAGGUGGAUCAAAACGUUUUAAAUAAUUUAUAUGAUAAAAUUGAAGAACUUAAAAAGCGUUUGCAUAUUAUCCAUAGUGUUCUAAAUGAUUUGAAAUUAUUGGAAACAAUGCAUGAUAAUUAUUAUGAUAAAGAUACUGGUGAGAGUAAUAUAUCUUCUCUGUCAGAAUUGAGUUCUGAAUCACAUGGUACAUCAUUACUUCGUACAAGUACUAUAGAAUCUUUUUUGUCUAUGAGAAAAGCUUCCUCAAUCGAUAUGGAAUCAAAAUAUGACAAUAGAUUUAUUGUACAUAAUAUUCAGCUAAUUUUAGAUAAGCGUCUAAGAGAUCUUUUGCUAGAAUACUUUUCGAAUAUAGGGGAAAGAAAAGCUAUCCGUUACGCAAUGACAUACAAAUCAGUAAAAAUGUUUAAGGAAUUAUUGGGAACAGUUCUUCGGAAAACUAGAACGUUCAUUAGUGCUAAAUCAUGUAAUUAUGAAGACGAUUUACUCCCAUCUAAUAUGGAAUUUAUUGAACAAUUUGAUGAGAUUGUUAAAGAAGUUCCUGAUGAAAACUUUGACGCUAUUGAUAACUACUUAUUCAGAUUAAUUUCCCCUCAAAUCCAGUUGAGAUCUCAGAAACAAACUGAUGCUGCUGUUAUUUUAUUGGCUAGGGAUAUUGAGAUUGGUAUUAUUGAUGUUCUUCAAGUGACUGGUAGAGAUGGUAAGAAACUUUCCAUGGAUGUUGACACAAUUGUUGAAACAAGAUAUUGUUCCAUUGCAAAAGAUAUUCAACUGUUUACACUAUUUAAGGAUGAUUUUGCAUCUCAACAAAAUCUUUCAUAUCACAAAAUGGGCUAUGGUAUGGAAAAAUGGUCAGAUUUCUGGCCACCUUGGAUACCUUUGGAGAUGUGCUUUGAUGGAACUCUAAUGGAAAAUUAUAUGUUUUUAAAAAGAAGGUCGAUGUUUAUGACAUUUACAAUCCCUAAUCCAUUAUAUUUUGAUAAUUUAGAUAUUGCUGGAUUUUCAACAGAUUCAAAAUGUAGAAUAGGCUUUCCUGGGUUGCUUUUAACAUCCACGUCUCGACAAUAUAAUACAUUUUAUUCUAUUGCAGAAGAGUUAUUAAAAUUUGACUCUAAUAAUGAAGAAAAGGUGCAAAAAUUGACAAAAACUUUACUUGCAGAUGAGAUUAGGAAUAAUUUAGAUAAGUUGGAUGUUUCUGUAAUUUCUAAAGCUCAGGACAGAAUAAGAAAAUUAUUUUAUACUAGAUCAUUUUUAAAGGUUAAUAAUCCAUCGGAUUAUGCUAAAAAUUCACAGCUAUUACUUCAAGAAAUUGAGACAUCUUUAUUGCAAUUGACAGUAUUGAUGAAAGCGAUAAAGCAAAAUCAUGAUAGACUUGAAAAUGUUGGUGAUAAUGUUAGACAGAUGAAAUGGCAAGUUGAGACAGAUGAACUGCUUUGGGAGUUAUAUGAUGAUGUUAAUUCUCCAUUUGUCACAAUUGGUCUUGGUCCAUCUGUUUACACAAGAACAGAAACGACUCAAGGAUUGGUGACUAGUCAAAUUUCAAUAUCAUCAUUACAAUGUUUUAAUUUACAAAAGAAUGCUAUUUUUAUAGAACUUUUGGCGCCAUUUAGAGAUGAUCCUUUGUACAAAGAGAACGAAUCAAUGGUUAAAAUUAAAUGGAUACAAACUCCGCCAGUUGCUGGUAUAUCUAAUUUAGAAGAACUUGUGAUUUCACUGCAACCUUUCGUCUUUAAAAUGGACAAAAAAACAAGUGAUAGAUUAAUGAAUUAUUUAUUUCCAAAAAAUAUCAAUAGUUCUAUAACUGACUAUACAAGUCCAAAGUUUGGCUUGAAAUCUAAUAGUGAAUAUCACACAAUGUACUUUCCACGAGCUGGUGUUCAUAAAUCUUUAAGUAUGAAUGAUGGUGAUAGUAUCUCUAUUGAAGAAUCUAAAUAUAUUGAUUCGUGGGAUUUGAGUAGCCACACUGUUGGUUCAAUUUCUUCAAAAGAAAGCAGGCAACAAGCUUUCAGACAAAAAUUAGAGGUUACAAACGCAUUUCUACAGCAAAACGAUCAAAUGUUUAAUCAAAUGCUUGAAAGAGCUGGUUUAUAUUUUAAUAUUAAGUCAGUAGUGAUCAAAAGAACAGUUGUUGUAGUUUCUUAUAAGGGUUCCAGAAGGAUGUUGACAGAUGUUAAAAAUUUAACAGUUAAAGUUCCUGAGUUGCAUUAUUGUGAUAAACUAUGGUCAAGAGAUGAAUUUUUUGCUGCUUUGAAGCAUGAUAUUGUAAAGAUUGUUAUUCAUCAUUUGGGUAGUAUCAUUGGUAACAAAUUUAUUCCUCAUAAAAAAGAAAACAAAUCAAAGAUUCAGACAGAAAUAUCACAAAUCCUAGAUUCAUCUAAUGAUAGAUCUGAAACAAGAUCAGUAUCACUUCUGGAAUCUGUAGCUUCAAAUACACAUAGUUGUCUAAGCAUUAAAAGGACGCAUAGUGUUUUGUCUCAGGAUGAGAGUAUACAACCAUUUUUCCCAGAAAGAAAAGGUUAG